CCUCAAAGAUCCAAUUUCGGUAACCGUCUCCCGUUUAGGACCCCUUUCAGGGAAAAUUGAACUAGUUGGCCAUUCUGCAGCUAUUUGGCAGGAACACGUCAAAAAGGCAACUUUUUCUUCUUUCCUCAAAGUCUUUUCAAACCUUUUCAUUACGAGCUUCUUUAGAUUCUUUUAGAUCGGAUUCCGAGGGUUUCGAGAACUUGUACCCAAUUCCUUGUGCAUCGUUAUCCUUCUUCAAUCUUAGUUCUCCUAAAAGAAUAUUAAUUUAUUCACUUCUUUCCCAUUCCCUUCUUUCGUCACUCCUUCAUUGAGUUCCUUAUUACUUUUAUGUUUUGAAUUCAUAAGGAAAGAACCAAUCCUUCGUUAUCCCCAUCCUUUUUGAAGAAUACCGUUGUUCAUAGGUUGCUUUGUCGCGUUGUAAAUAACGUCUCGUCUCGCCCUAGCGAAUUCCACUUUUUCAAAAGAACACGCGACAUCUUAAGAAGGGUUUUGUCGCAGAUUCAAUCACGGUCAACAAUACAUCAAAUUUCAACCGCAGUUUUGUCGUGAUGUCGUCAAAUGGAUUAGAUAUGAAGGCAAUCCCUCUGCCAACAAUUGAGAAGCCAUUCGGAGUGGAAUUAUGGCCAAUCUUCGACAAGGCCUUCACCGCGGUCAAGGGUUAUCAUCCGCAAGACUUCGAUUUCCAACCACUGGUCACACCUAUGUCGACCUUGAAGGAGAGCGGCUUGACCAUUCUGGCAUACUACAUAAUAAUUUUUGGUGGAAGAGAGUUAAUGCGAAAUCGACCAGCCUUCAAACUGAAUGGUCCCUUUAUGAUCCACAACUUCUACCUGACUGCCAUCAGUGCUAUUCUUCUAGCACUCUUCGUUGAGCAAUUGGUGCCGACGGUUUACAAUCAUGGUCUUUUCUAUGCAAUUUGCGAUGUCAAGGGUGGUUGGACUUCUCACUUGGUUAUUCUCUACUACGUAGGUCUUACUGGAGAUGCGGCCACACAAAUUUACGGCUAACAUUGAAUAGCUCAAUUACCUCACAAAAUACCUCGAAUUGAUUGAUACCGUUUUCCUCGUGUUGAAGAAGAAGCCAUUGAGUAUGUAGCCACAGCCUGACGAUCCAUACCACACCAAAUGCUAAUAUUUUUCGGGAAGCUUUCCUUCACUGCUAUCACCACGGUGCCACUGCCCUCUUGUGUUACACACAACUCAUUGGGUUGACCUCCGUAUCAUGGGUUCCAAUUACUCUCAACCUCAUGGUUCACGUCGUUAUGUACUGGUACUACUUCCAAAGCGCGCGUGGAAUCCGUAUUUGGUGGAAGGAAUGGAUCACCAGACUCCAAAUUAUCCAGUUUGUCAUUGAUCUUGGUAAGGAUGCACAAAUUCACAAUCAGCCACAAAUCCUACUUUUCAGCUUGCUAACAUUUCUCACUAUACAGGCUUCGUCUACUUUGCAUCUUACACUUACUUUACCUCAACCUACUUCCCCAAUAUGCCAAGUGCAGGUAACUGUGCCGGAGAAGAAUUUGCAGCUUUUGCGGGUAUGGGCAUUCUCAGCUCUUACCUCUUACUUUUCAUCUCCUUCUACUUCGCAACCUACAAGAAGGAUGGAAAGCGCCCCACGGGUCGCAAAGCUGCACGAUCCUUGGUCGAUGCCAAAGUUCCGGAUGUCGCCACACUUACACACGGGAAGAUUAAUGCAGGCCCCACAAAUGGUCGCGCAACAGGCGUAAGCCCAGCUCGUCCAGCUACCCGCUCCCGCAAGGCAUAAAUAUGCACCCCGGGAUGCGACCCUACAAAAUCGGCAUGACGGCGGUAGUCGACCCGAUUAUGCGAUAAAUGAUAAUGGAUAGAACUCGCAGCCUCUUCCGAAGCGAGUGCACAAACUUCUCUGAGAAUUAAGACCUUCUCCUUGUAUAAUGGUUUUUUUGGCGGCAUGACACAGUUUCAGACAUGGUGUCGCCGCUAUAACUUUUCUCUUAUGUUAUAGAAAGAAAGAAAAUAUGUAAUGAAUGUUAUGGCCGAGAACAUGACAGCAUGGGUGGUUGGGCGAACUUAGAAAAAGAGCAAUUCAGAUUUCAACAACCUUUUUUAAAAGACUUAAUACUCCCUUUUAAUUUCAUUUCUUGUGUGUUGUAGGGCAAUUGGUCAUUUUUUGUCAAUAAGACAUGGUGGGAAAAGAUGAAGUGAAUGAUAGCACAAUACAAACGAAGAUUUCAUGAACCAU
Messenger RNA from Sclerotinia trifoliorum, 2217 nucleotides. The record is from the annotation of a GenBank genome assembly. Lineage: Eukaryota; Fungi; Ascomycota; Leotiomycetes; Helotiales; Sclerotiniaceae.